AGGGGGAGUUCUGCAGGGUCAAAAAUACACAGGAGCUGCAAAUCAAAAAAACUCAGCAGACCUGCGCAACUUUCUAACAAGCAGUUUUUUUUUUUUCCCUUUUACAACUUUGACUUGAUUCCGGUCGCUGCAAAGAUGACCACAGCCGUGGUGUCGCCUUUCUUCGACUUCGAAGUAAUGAACAAGAACAACAAACUGCUCAGCUACAACAACAACCUGGGUGCCCCUCAUCCCAUGUCUGUCCCUUGCACUGGCACCAAUGUGCCCCUCUCCAGCCCCACCGGAGCCCUGCUGGACAGGAAGGCGGUGGGAUCUCCCUCGGUGGGAAGCGUGUACCAGCGGCGGCACUCUGUCAGCAGCACAAAGUUCAGCCAGAACCAGUUUCUGAACAGCCUGAAGGCAGCGGACCACUCCUCACUCAUCUCAGGGGUUGGCAAUGCCAGCAACAACAAGGAGAACCGCCUGCGAGACCGCUCCUUCUCUGAGACAGGUGAGAGGCUCAUCAACAAGUGCCUGGGCCCUGCCAGUCCCACCAGCGGCAGCAGCCAAGUGAACUCCAGCCGAUACAAGACGGAGCUUUGCAGGCCCUUUGAGGAGAACGGUUCCUGCAAGUACGGCGACAAAUGCCAGUUUGCUCACGGAAUCCAUGAACUGCGCAGCCUGAGCCGCCAUCCCAAAUACAAAACUGAGCUGUGCCGCACCUUCCACACCAUUGGUUUCUGUCCAUACGGGCCUCGCUGCCAUUUCAUCCACAAUGCUGAGGAGCGCCGUGGACCUCCCCAGCAGUCCUCCUCUCUAAACUCUUCCAACAAGAUAGAGAGGCCUCGGCUGCAGCACAGCUACAGCUUCGCAGGCUUCUCCAGCUCAGCUGGGCUGAGAGACAGCCCCACCUCGGUCACCCCUCCACCCAUGUUCUUCCCUGAUGAAGUCUCCGACUGGCCCAGCAGUAACCCCUUCACCUACUCCAGCCAGGAGCUGGCCAACCUGUUUGGGCCCAGCCUCAGUGCCGGUCCUGUAGGCACAGAGCCCAACACCCCUGCACCUCCCUCUCCAACAAGCACACCUUUUUAUUUCAGACCCAUGUUGGAGUCCCCUCAGAUGUUCGAGUCUCCAUCCAGCCCUCCUGACUCACUGUCAGACCAAGAGGGCUACCAGAGCAGCUCUGGAGGCAGCCUGAGUGGCUCUGAGUCCCCCACGCUGGACACCACCCGCCGCCUUCCCAUCUUCAGCCGCCUCUCCAUCUCUGACGACUAAACUGCACGCGCCCACCAAUGACUUUAAGUUUGAUGACACAAAGAGAACACGGCACUCCCCUCUACCUCUGCCCCUUUCCUAAGCCUCCCUGUCUUCCCUUACACAACACACCGUGUUUGUUCCUUGUUAGCAUUAUAAGGAUGUAGUCAAUUAAGGGAACCCAAAUGAUCAUUUCACCCCUGUUAAUCUGCGCCGCAAGUUUUAAAAAGUACCCUGCCAUGUGUCAUAGUGCCAAAAAAGGAGAGGAAAUUGAACAAUGAAAAUCACAAGAACAAGAAUUGACUGUAUUGCCAGGUGCCACUUGUUUUUUUUUUUUCUUUCUUUCUUCUUCAUUUGUUCUUGAAUGUGUAGCAGCACAAGUGGCCUUGGAAAGGGGAGUGCAUUGCACUAGCCCCCAGCCCCCCUCCCUCUCCCCUCCCUGACGAUACCACUUCCCCCGAGCUAGCUAGAGGGUGCUCACUAACGUAACUGUAGAUCUACCGCAGCCGUUUUUACAGACUGAGUUAAGACAAAAGGAAAAAAAAAGAAAUAACAGACCCUGAAAAGAUAUGAAUAGUUUUUAAAAAAAAGAAAAAAGUGCCUGGGGCGGUUUCUGCAUGUGUUUAGGGUGAAUGGACUACUGUUUGUUUUUGGUUCUUUCUCAUUUGCCCCCCCCCCUCCUCCUCCCCUCUGUCACGGUUCUUCUCAAGCCCUGUCUUAUGUAAUUGUGGACUGGGUGAGUCUGCAGGAAGGACUUUGAACUGGAAGUUGGUUAUGUUUCCCCCACCCCCCUCUGAGUUUUCUCCUCCUGUUGCUGGUCACUGGCUUUUUUUUUUCUUUUUGGGAAGGAAGUCUUGAUAUCAAACUGAUCAUUAAAACCUGUAAGACUUUGUCCCGCUUCUCAACCCUGCCUCCCUCCCUUCAUCCUCGCCGAUCUGGGGAAUUCCACAAUUCCCAUGGUGCAGUUGUACAUCCUGCGACUUGACAAGAUCGGAUCUCCAAGCUAUUUUACUUUACUUCUCUCCCACUUUAAAGCCUGCUCCUAGGAGCACUCUCUGUACUCAUUACAUCCCUUUUGCUUUCUUUAUUUGAUAAUUAUUUUUUAUUAAUGUUAUUAUUACGGUUAUUAUUAUUUGAAAAAACUUUCCAGACAGAAGGUUUUCUUGUCACUGCUUAUUUAACUUAUCAGAACAUAUUUAUUGGUGAUCAUAUGCAUUUUUUGUUAAUUUUGUUUUGUAUUUAUCUGGAUAAUGAACAAUAGAAUAUAUUUUCUUUUAUGUUAAAUUAUGAUCUUCCAUAUUAAUCUAAAGAUUGUGAAGACGUUUUUGUCAGUUUUCCUUUUUUCACAGUUUAAUAUAUUGUACUUCAAUGACUUUUGUUCUGCAACUACACUUUGUUAAAAUGAAACUUAAUUUAAAGCAAAAAAAAAUGCAAAAAAAGAUGUUUUGCGUUUUGAUUAUUUAUUGUACUUUUUUUUCUUUACUCCCUUUUAUUGGACUGCAAUUCCAUUUAAACUAGAUUUGCUUGUAUUCAUUCCUGAUGUCUUCCCCCUCCACGCCUUACAAUAAUCUGACAGUAACAGUAGCUAACUGUUAUUACAUUGAUUCAACUCGUCUGUUUUUGUCUCAGAUCUUGUCCCGACUUUAAAGAGAAGUAUUCUCACAGUACUUGGGUUGAUGGUAGAAGUAAAAGGGGUGCUGAAAAACCUCUCUCAUCACUGGUUUAGGUGAGUCUCCAAGUUAGAAGACAGAUUAUGUUGAAAAGUCUUCUCUCAGUAAGAUUAACAACCGGUCUGUUUAUUACAAGCAAUAGCUGUGACCAAAUGGGUUGAGGAAAGUUUAUUUAGUUUUCUUUUAAUUUGAUUGGAUGCUUGAUGCACUUGCUUGGCCCCCCCUCUCGACCAUUGGAAGUGCCUCAUUGAAUACAUUCCAGGUAGCUAAGGCUUCUCAAGCCUUUUAUAUUUGAUAAUGGAGGACAAUGAAUUUUUUAAGUCACUUGUUCUGUGUUGCCUUCACGUGUUUGGAAGAGGUGAACAGAUUUUGACACAAAGAAAGUAAAACUGUUGAAUGUAUUUUUUCAGCCAUGUUUUUUUUCACUACAGUAAUUUCUGUGAGUUUAUAUGAAAACCUGUUUUUUUUUUCUCUUUUGUAAGUAUUGAUUGCAGUUAAGUCAAUAAACCCCAUAUUUUUGGAAAACUUAAA
This is a messenger RNA of Toxotes jaculatrix (banded archerfish), 3434 nucleotides long. RefSeq names its product zinc finger protein 36, C3H type-like 1a (gene zfp36l1a). The record is from RefSeq and is a predicted model, not a curated record. The coding region runs from base 136 to 1254 and encodes 372 amino acids. Gene Ontology annotation, molecular function: mRNA binding; metal ion binding. The transcript has 2 exons. Lineage: Eukaryota; Metazoa; Chordata; Actinopteri; Toxotidae.